Messenger RNA from Ictalurus punctatus (channel catfish), 1725 nucleotides. It is a transcript of the gene tbx16, whose product is annotated as T-box transcription factor 16. Lineage: Eukaryota; Metazoa; Chordata; Actinopteri; Siluriformes; Ictaluridae. Gene Ontology annotation, cellular component: nucleus. The record is from RefSeq and is a predicted model, not a curated record. The transcript is spliced from 9 exons. Gene Ontology annotation, biological process: heart morphogenesis; regulation of transcription by RNA polymerase II; cell fate specification. Gene Ontology annotation, molecular function: RNA polymerase II cis-regulatory region sequence-specific DNA binding; DNA-binding transcription factor activity, RNA polymerase II-specific. Bases 1 to 1395 code for a protein of 464 amino acids.
AUGCAAACUAUUCGAGACCUCAAACACAACUUCAGUAUUCCACCUCCGUCUGCAAUGGCUGGAGCAACAGACUCCUUUCACCAAGGGAACAUCAGGAUAACCCUGGAGGACCCUGAGCUCUGGAAGUCCUUCCAUGAGAUUGGUACUGAGAUGAUCAUCACUAAGCCUGGCAGGAGAAUGUUCCCUCAUUGUAAGAUAAAUAUUUCUGGACUUGUGCCCUAUGCAAAGUACAUCCUCCUGGUGGACAUUGUGCCUGAAGAUGGCUUCAGAUACAAGUGGAAUAAGGAUAAGUGGGAGGUGGCAGGUAAGGCUGAGCCACAGCCACCCUACAGGACCUACCUGCACCCAGACUCACCAGCUCCAGGAAGCCAUUGGAUGAAACAGUCUGUCUCCUUUCUCAAGCUCAAACUCACCAACAAUGCCCUCGACCAACAUGGACAUAUCAUCUUGCAUUCUAUGCAUCGCUACCAUCCCCGCUUCCACAUCGUGCAGGCUGAUGACCUCUACAGUGUACGCUGGAGUGUGUUCCAGACUUUCACCUUCCCAGAGACCUCCUUUACUGCUGUCACGGCAUACCAGAAUACCAAGAUUACCAAACUGAAAAUCGACAACAACCCCUUUGCCAAGGGAUUCAGAGAUGAGGGCAUGAACUCAAAAAGACGUGCAAACAGAGGCCCAGCUGAUACGGAGCGGCUGGCUAAGAGGCUGAACUCGUUGGUCAGGGACUCGGAUCAAGAUAGCUCACCGGAUUUGCGCCGCUCUUCCUACGAGGGACUGGCAGAGGCACAAGCUGGAUGCAAGGAGGGGGUUAAAGAGGAGCCGAAUUCUCCAUGGGGAGGGGCAUCUGAUAGGGAAAAUAGCCACAGCCUGGGUAGAGACUCCCCACUGGGCUCUAAUACUCGAGACAUAUACAGCUCUGAACAGCUUGUGCCAGGCCAUGGCACAUACCAACCUUACAGAUUUCCUGAUUACAACAAGUCCACAUCACCAACCUCCUCCAGCAUGAGCAGCAGUGCUGGGCGCUCCAGCUUUGAAUCACGAGUGCCUGACAUUGCCACCGUGCCUGAGCAGGACAGCAAAGUCACUGAUCUGGUUGUUCCACAGUGUCCUCCCCCUGCCACGGCUGGUGUGCAGGACUAUGCUGGGGUGCUGAAUGUAGCCGUGGCACAGGCUAAGCCAGGCAUGCUGGGACAUCAUGCACUCUAUGCACCCUACAGCACUGAUCAGACCCUAAGCCAGUGGAGCGGGACAAGCUCAGCCCAGUACCCAUCCCACCCGCACCAUCACCACCACUUAGCAGCAGACUACGGGACCCAAGCUGUCCAUCACGGCUACCAUCAUGCCAACAUGGCCGACUGGAGCCAAUACCCGCUCUUCUCAUACUCCUGUUGGUGAUCAGAGAAACACCACAAAGUGAGUAGACUCGAGGCUUGCUCAGCCUCCUUGGCGCCAAAGUGGAAAUCAGAAAAGCGCACAAGAAGUUUGCAGAGAGACCGAGAUUAGUCAAACUUCAAGACAAAACUAGUGCUGACUGCAUGAUGGUCAAAUGAUCUAAAAGAGAUGUAUGUUUAGCUAGUGUCGUGCUUCCAAUUUAAAAUGUAUUAGCUGCUUACUUGGCACCCGAAAAGGACUGAGUUUCUUUCGAAAUGGCUGAAAUAUGGGUGUGUUUAUUUAUUUAGUGAAUGCUUUCACUGCUGCUUAAUAUUAUUUUUGUAAAAAAAAAAA